AAGAAGCGACACCUCCGCCCGCCACCUCACACAGCACAGCCAAAGCAUGUGAAAGUCCAAUAGCGUGGGAAGAUCAAAUGCAAGCGCAACUAUUGACACAUGUCUGGUGCAACGGACCUGACAAAACGGACUCCACAAUAGGAAGAGGUAAAAUAUAA
This is a messenger RNA of Dentiscutata erythropus, 158 nucleotides long. Lineage: Eukaryota; Fungi; Glomeromycota; Glomeromycetes; Diversisporales; Gigasporaceae. The record is from the annotation of a GenBank genome assembly.